CUUUCAUGGAAGCUGCAGAUGUACUCUUUGCCGAUUUUAAAAAUGAGAAGGAGAUCGUGUCUGCAGGAUGUGCAGCUCUCAAGAAAGUCUGUUGCACGACGAUGCGAGUUAAUGACGAAGGAUAUUGAUCGGCAACUGAGGAAUGAUAUUGAGAUGGUACACAGCAACGACUCGACAGACUGGAGUCAAAGGUGGACCGCAUACUACAACUACUGGUGAGGAAUCAGGCUGCUGAAGAAGCUGACUGCAUUGGAGAUAUUGCAGGCCAGACUUAAAACAACGGAGGAACUGGACCAAUUCAGCAAAACGUUGGAGGACCAGGAGUUUAGGAGGACAGUGGUGAAUCUGCUAAAACAGCUAUCUGGAUCAAUGCUGAACUCCUUUGCCAGGACGAUGCUCGGUGAAAUUGGGAUGUGGCGGUUGUGGGCUGGCGUCAGCCUCAAAGGAUGGAAAGGGAAGAAAGCCCUGCAGCCUCUCACUCUCUAGAGUUUUGAAGAAAGCCUUCAGCAACAAGAUGGAAAUUUUACCAGAUGCUAUGGAUGAUGCGUUAACUGAAACACUGCGCCAUGCCACAAAGAGGAAAAUGGACAGAUUGAAAAAAGCACUGAAAUUGCCAAAGCUUCCCAUUGGAGCCAAAAGGAAGAGCAUCAACGCGAGCAAAAUCACUGAAUCUGUGUUCUAUGGAAAGGUGGAGGACGUGAAGAAGCUCGCACAAGAAUAUGCUCAUGAGAAGGAAACAUUUAACAGAAUAGCACUUCAUUGUGCCUGUCAACAUGGAAAAGUUGCCGUGGUUCGGUUUCUGGUGGAAAACAAAGCCGACCUCAAUGCUUGUGACGACUAUAAUCGGAGUGCCCUCAUGAAGGCAGUCGAGCACCAGAGGGAGUCCUGUGUCAGGAUACUACUGGGCAGUGGUGCUGACAUAAACCACGUGGACAGUGAUGGUCGAACUGCUCUGCAUUUAGCAGUGGCAAAGAAAAGCAUGCGAAUUGUUGAGCUGUUGAUUAAGAAAAAGGCUGACAUCCAUGCAAAAGACAAGAAUGGUCAUACGCCUCUGGUUCUGGCUGUUCUCGAUGGUCAAUAUGAGGUGGUCAAGUAUCUCAUCGAAAAGGGUGCUGACGUUGAUGUUAGGGACCAGCAGCUAAGGACGCCACUAAUGUUAGCAGUAGUCGGUGGUUGUCAGAAGACGUGGCAGUUGCUGCUGGACUCAGGAGCUGAUCGCACACUGAAAGACAUCAGUGGACAGACCGCUGAUGACUACAUAGCUGAUCUCCCCAAAUUUUUAUCAGUGAAGAAACCUGCAUCGCAAGAGUCAUCAAACACGAGCACCAGGUCAUCAAAGAGGAACACUGAGUCAAAAAAGAGGAGCACUAAAAACAAAGAGUGUGACAAUUCUUGUGAAGUCCAGGAAGGGUUAUUUGGAGGAUUGGCCAGUGACUCAGAUGAGCUGACAACACGUGAAGUAAUGAAAGAUAUGGAGAAGAAAAAGGAGUUAAAGUCAUUCAAGUGGACAAAUCCUGACUCAGACCAUUGUUCAUCAGACAUCAUGGAGUUCAAACCAGUUCCACAUCAACAGAAACUACCAGAGGAAAUGUUGGAAAUUGAUCUUGGAAGUGAUGAAAAAUCUGUAGUGGAGUCAGAACCACAAGAACCUGACUCAUCGUCAUUAGAAGAAGAUGAGUUUACUCUGAAGUGCCCAGAAGGGCUCCAAAGCCUUGUACCUCAGAAAAACAUCUCUCAAGACCCCAUAAACAAGAUGAAGCAGCCAAACCUUUCUCCUGAUGUUGAGGCCUCCAUCCAAAAGAAAAAGAGCAGCCCUCCACCAUUACAGACGAAGUUUCAGCCUAAAGUCAGAAGCACCAAAGUCCCACUGAAACAGGAGGAGGACAAACCACGCAGUGGCACCAAAAUGGACCAGACCAGAGAAGACCAGAGGAAGGUGGACAAGAAUCAACAGUCAAAGAUUCAGAUCCCUAAGGUCUCUGAGAAGGAGAAGAUGCUCCAACAAAUUGCUUUGCAGAAGGACCAGCUUGAAGCCCUGAAAGCUGAACUUGAAAGUUCACAGGCCAACAGUCUCCUCAAAGAACAAGGCCUUAUGGAGGAGAUUGAAGCACUCAAACAGCAGAUGGCUGUGUCCUCUCAGAAGAAGAAGAUGAGGCUCCAAGAAAUUGCUUUGCAGAAGGACCAGCUUGAAGCCCUGAAAGCUGAACUUGAAAGUUCACAGGCCAACAGUCUCCUCAAAGAACAAGGCCUUGUGGAGGAGAUUGAAGCGCUCAAACAGCAGAUGGCUAUGUCCUCUCAGAAGAAGAAGAUGAGGCUCCAACAAAUUGCUUUGCAGAAGGACCAGCUUGAAGCCCUGAAAGCUGAACUUGAAAGUUCACAGGCCAACAGUCUCCUCAAAGAACAAGGCCUUAUGGAGGAGAUUGAAGCGCUCAAGCAGCAGAUCGCUAAGCUGUCUGACAGGGAGAAGAUGCUCCAAAUAAAUUCUUUGGAGAAGGAUCAGCUUGAAGCCCUGAAAGCUGAACUUGACAUUUUACAGGUCACCAGUCUCCUCAAAGAACAAGGCCUUAUGGAGGAGAUUGAAGCGCUCAAGCAGCAGAUCGCUGAGCCCUCUGACAGGGAGAAGAAGCUGCUCCAAAGGAAUACUUCACUGCAACAGCGGGUGACCUCCCUGGAGAUCAAGCUGAAGGAUUCAAAGAGGAGCAGAGGACUCAAGGAGAACCAACUUAUGGAGGAGAACGAGGCCCUCAAGAAACAGAUCGCUAAGUUGUCUGACAGGGAGAAGAUGCUCCAAAUAAAUUCUUUGGAGAAGGAUCAGCUUGAAGCCCUGAAAGCUGAACUUGACAUUUUACAGGUCACCAGUCUCCUCACAGAACAAGGCCUUAUGGAGGAGAUUGAAGCGCUCAAGCAGCAGAUCGCUGAGCCCUCUGACAGGGAGAAGAAGCUGCUCCAAAGGAAUACUUCACUGCAACAGCGGGUGACCUCCCUGGAGAUCAAGCUGAAGGAUUCAAAGAGGAGCAGAGGACUCAAGGAGAACCAACUUAUGGAGGAGAACGAGGCCCUCAAGAAACAGAUCUCUAAGCUGUCUGACAGGGAGACGAUGCUCCAAAAAAAUUCUUUGGAGAAGGAUCAGCUUGAAGCCCUGAAAGCUGAACUUGACAGUUUACAGGUCAACAGUCUCCUCAAAGAACAAGGCCUUAUGGAGGAGAUUGAAGCGCUCAAGCAGCAGAUCGCUAAGCCGUCUGACAGGGAGAAGAUGCUCCAAAAAAAUUCUUUGGAGAAGGAUCAGCUUGAAGCCCUGAAAGCUGAACUUGACAGUUUACAGGUCAACAGUUUCCUCACAGAACAGGGCCUUAUGGAGGCGAUUGAAGCGCUCAAGCAGCAGAUCGCUGAGCCCUCUGACAGGGAGAAGAAGCUGCUCCAAAGGAAUACUUCACUGCAACAGCAGGUGACCUCCCUGGAGAUCAAGCUGAAGGAUUCAAAGAGUAGCAGAGGACUCAAGGAGAACCAACUUGUGGAGGAGAACGAGGCCCUCAAGAAACAGCUGGAGACAGUAGCAGCUGAGCUCACGCAGGAACAGAAGACUCGUCACCUGCUGGAGACAGAGGUCAAGUCAUCUCAGACCUGCUUGUCUGAAGUCAUACAGGAGGCUGAACGGUCCAAGGCAGCCCAAGAAGACAGAGAGAAAAGUCUGCUGAAGGAAAUGGACGAGCACAAACAACUGACAGCUGAAGCUGCCAGUCUGCGUGAGUCAGUCAGAAGUUUGUCUCAGCAGCUGAUUAGUGCAGAGGAACGUGCAACCAGCCUGGAGAAGGAGAUCCAUCAUUUGACACAGCAGCUGUCAGAGAAAGACCUGCUCCUGGACACCCUGCAGCAGGACAAAGACCAGGCAGCUGCAAGUGUCAAAGAGCUGGAAAAGGCUCAGAGGGAGCUGGUCAGUGCACCAAAGGAGGCUGUAAACAAGCUGCUCACCCAAGCCCAGAGGGAAUAUCAGUUGCUAUGGCAACAUCUGGAGAUCGCCCAAGAAAAGAUUGAUGAGCUGCAGCGAAAUCUCAAAAAGAAAACGUCACAGUGCAGCCAUCUCCAGGAAGAGAAUAAGCUGCUGGAGGAUGAGUUGGCCUCCCUGAAGAACAAGAGCAACAGAAUUGAGCAACUGGAGAACAAAGUGAGGAACUUGGAGGAUGAGUUGGCCUCCCCAAAGAACAUGAGCCACAGAAUUGAGCAGCUGGAGAACAAACUCAGUAAGUUGGAGGAUGAGUUGCUGGUCCUGAGGAGUCAAGCGGAGGCUGCCAACAGGGAAAAGGAUCAGAUGACCCAGUACUGCAGUGACCUAAAGGAGAAGGCACGGAAGACGAUCCAGAAAAAAGAGGAUCAGAUCAGCUUGCUUAAGUCCCAGGCGGCGGCCCGACAAAGCCCGAACCCACAGAAUACCAUGUACCUACAGCUUUCUAAGAAGAACAGAGAGCUGGAGGGUGGGUCGGCCUCCCCGAAGAAUGUGAGCUUCAGAAAGGAGCAGCUGGAGAAGAAACUCAGCAAGUUGGAAGUUGAGUUGCUGGUCCUGAAGAGUCAAGCGGAGGCUGCCAACAGGGAAAAGGAUCAGAUGACCCAGUACUGCCGUGACUUAAAGGAGAAGAUAUGGAAGACGAUCCAGAAAAAAGAGGAUCAGAUCAACUUGCUUAAGUCCCAGGCGGCGGCCCAACAAAGCCUGAACCCACAGAAUCCUGUGCACCUUCAGCUUUCUAAGAACACAGAGCUGGAGGAUGCUACGUUUAACGGCUACACCACCUACGAGGAGCUCCUCAAACAGAGAGACUCUGCACGAGCUGAGGUGGCACAAGUGAAGGAGGUCUAUUCACAGGAGAUGCAGGUUCGCCUCGCCGCAGCUAACCAAAUCGAUAGUUUGGGCCUUCAGCUCGGAGAAUUGGCACAUGAGGUGCAGCGGAUGGUUGCAGCAGGUACCAGCAAUAUGAAGAAAUCAUAAAGUGUGAAGGGCAGAGCAACAGGAAGGACGACCAUCUAUCCAGAAUAAAGCUUGUGCCAAAUCUGCACGCAGUGCUUGCUGUAUCAGUUGUGGUGACGCAAGAGAAGACUGGGAGCAGCCAGAAGACUGAAUCUAAAGAACCUUCAUGAGUUAAAUGUGCAAUAAAAAUUUUAGGUUAAAGAAGUCUUUUAUUCCCUUUGUGAAUAUUUUUACAAAGUGGUUAUUGACGAAGUGGCAGACCACUUCAUCAUUUUAAUCAUAAAGAUUUUAUCUGUAAAUAACCAUGUUAAAAA
Messenger RNA from Thalassophryne amazonica, 5271 nucleotides. RefSeq names its product ankyrin repeat domain-containing protein 62-like. The record is from RefSeq and is a predicted model, not a curated record. The coding region runs from base 515 to 4978 and encodes 1487 amino acids. The transcript is spliced from 34 exons. Gene Ontology annotation, molecular function: protein binding. NCBI's taxonomy places the organism in Eukaryota, Metazoa, Chordata, Actinopteri, Batrachoidiformes, Batrachoididae.